AUGUGUAAUGCCGGAGAAACAUAUUUGGCUGAUCUUCGGCAUACAUUCAAAUCAAGCAGAAUAAUUCCAGCACGCUAUAGUGAUAAUUUUGAAAUUUUCAUUGAUAUUGAUUAUCAAUCAGAUAAAUAUUUAGAGUUGAUCAAUGCCUUUAAGUCUAAAUCAUCAAAAAAGAAAGGAGUUAUGAAGAUCGAGAACGAAAUUCCGGAAAAAAGAGAAGAAGUUAAAAAUGAUUCCCAAAAUAAGAAACAGUUACAAGAAAUAAAACCGCACGAACCAACUAAAAUCACAAAAUCACAAGUUACAGCCGAAAUCAAGCCAAUUAAAAUGAAUAUUGAAAUUCCUAAACCACAAAUUGAAGUAAAACCAGAAGAAAAUAAUUCAAAUGAAGCUAACAUUAGUAAUAGUACCGUUGUUGAAACUCAUACAGAAAAGAAACAAGAAACAGAAAAUCCAUCUCCAAAUCCUAAGAAACCAUGGUCUCCAAAGCGUGAUUCAAUUGUCCCUUUACAGAAUGAACAAGAGUUGAAGAAUAUUACUGAUGAUUUAAUAUCAUAUGAUCUAGAUGCACCAAAAAUUGUUCAACAAAGGCAAGUUAAAUCGAUUCCAAUAGAAAUAGGAACAUUUACUAAGCAGAUUUCGCUUGAAUCUACUAUUUCUUUUACGAUUGAAGUCUCAGAUCAGAAAAAAUACAUUCAAUACAAUUUAGUAGAUGAAAUAUCGAAAAAUAUUGUACUAUUUGCUAAAAGGGACUCAUCUAUAAGCGGUUGCAACUACUUAAUUUACUCUAUUGAAAAUGUACAGACUCCAAUCGCUCAAAUUUCGUCAAAUUUCACCAGAUCGUCAUUUGUUACUACAACUAUGCAGAAUGGUGAACUAAGAGAGAUUUGCGCAUUAGAUUUCAAAUCCAGCUUCAAAAACGUGAAACCGACCAAACAAUUUUUGGCUGUAAUUCCUGAAUACAGAGAUGACAUUCCAAGUGGUUAUUCUCUAUUAAAGAAUGAUAACCUUGUGAUAAAGAUGAUGCCAAAACCUCCUAAAAUGAAAGGAGGAAUUCCAGUUUUGAGAUUUGGCGGAAGAGUAAAAAUGGAGUCUGUAAAGAACCAUAUUCUCGUGAAACCAGAUGACACUGAUACAAAUAUAUUGAUUUUUGGAAAAGUUACAGAAUCAACUUAUGCAGGCGAUGCCUAUUAUCCUUUGACGCCUCUCCAAGCAUUUUGUUUAUGUCUUCCUCAUUUUAAAUAA
Trichomonas vaginalis G3 is the source of this 1242-nucleotide messenger RNA. RefSeq names its product phosphatidylinositol binding. Lineage: Eukaryota; Parabasalia; Trichomonadida; Trichomonadidae. The record is from RefSeq and is a predicted model, not a curated record. Bases 1 to 1242 code for a protein of 413 amino acids. The transcript has a single exon.